AUGCCUGAUGAAGCGAACCACGUGGAGCUGGUGUCCACCAAGGCCAAGUUCUUCCACCACUAUCGUGCCUUCUUCUACUGUGGGCUAGUUUCUCUCGGAGGGUUUCAACUUGGUCUCGAUCUUGGGGCUAUAGCUGGUUUUCAGGCAAUGCCCGGAUUUCUCAUGAUUUUCGGGUUUCCCUCGAAAACCUCAGCCCUUGGCUGGGGCAUCGACCCAACAGUCCAACAACUUAUCAGUUCGCUGAUGCUACUUGGCUCCUUUGUUGCCUGCCUAUGUAUUGGCAUAAUGGGCAAAUAUCUCAGCAGAAAAUGGGUCAUCUUCGUCGGCUGCUGCAUUAAUCACCUCGCCGUCGUUCUUAUGAUAGUUGCAAAAGAUUUAGCAACGCUCUAUGCUGGCAGAAUAGUCAUGGGCCUUUCAGUUGGCAUCCUCGACGUAUUGCCACAAUUAUACAUCCAUGAAUGCGCUCCAGCAAUGCAGCGAGGGUCUCUUCUUGGAGCCUUCAAUGUCUUUGUUAGUAUUGGCUUGCUCAUUGGAUCCAUCGUGGACAACUACACAUCAACCAUCAUGAGCAGAAACGCCUUCAGGAUCCCACUCUACACAUUUUUCGUUGUUCCGGUUAUGUUAAUGGUCGUAUUGCCUUUCAUCCCAGAGACCCCGAGAUGGCUCAUCGAACAUAACAAACCAGACCAGGCGAGAAAGGCUUUAGGCAGGCUCCGAAACAAGGAUACCAGCCCUCAACUGCUCGAGGCAGAGAUGCAAGAGAUAGCCACGUCCUUCGAGGCGGAAAACACACUGACCGGGAACGUGGCACUUUUCGACUGCUUCCGCAAAACAAACCUUCGCAGAACGCUCCUAUCGGUGGCACUUAUGACCUGUCUUACCGGCUCAGGCGCAGUGUUCAUCCUAGUCUACGGAACUUACUUUUUUGCCAUUGCAGGCCAGACAAAUGCCUUUGCGGAAAGUGUAGGAAUGACCGCUGCUGGGCUGGCCGCAACUCUCUUCUCAAUGUGGUUGAUUACCCGCAUCGGACGGCGGGUGAUCUUAAUGAUCGGUUUUGCAGCUCAGGCAAUCUCUAUGCUGAUUGUGGCUGUGGUAUUCCAACAUCUCUCAACCAGUGCCACGGGUGGGAGGGUGCUCGUUGCCUUUACGAUCAUUUACCUUUUCUUUUACAACAUGUGCAUUGCCCCAUAUCUCUAUCUCUGCGCAGGAGAGAUCCCGACACAACGACUCCGCGGCUAUACUCUAGGUAUGGCUAUCGGCAUUUCAUUCGCGUGGAAUUGGGUUGCCACUUUUACAGCCCCAUACUUUUUGAAUCCCUUAGACCUCAACUGGAGUGGUAAAUACGGAUACAUCUGGUUCGCCUCCAACGUCAUUAUCCUCAUCUUUGUCUAUUUCGUGGUCCCCGAGACGAAAGAUCGCACUUUGGAGGAAAUUGAUGAGAUGUUCGACGAGAAGAUUGGUGCACGCAAAUUCAGGAACUAUAAGUGUACGCGUGCAGAGAACUCCCGUGCUAUCGGAGUGAAUGUAGUUGAGGACAAGCAAAGAGAGGUACAUGACCAUGUGGAAUCGAUUUGA
Molecule: messenger RNA, 1575 nt
Organism: Cladophialophora psammophila CBS 110553
Lineage: Eukaryota; Fungi; Ascomycota; Eurotiomycetes; Chaetothyriales; Herpotrichiellaceae
Exons: 3
Coding region: 1-1575 (524 amino acids)
Biological process (GO): carbohydrate transport; transmembrane transport
Cellular component (GO): membrane
Molecular function (GO): carbohydrate:proton symporter activity
Source: RefSeq, a predicted model, not a curated record